Molecule: messenger RNA, 5634 nt
Organism: Saccoglossus kowalevskii
Lineage: Eukaryota; Metazoa; Hemichordata; Enteropneusta; Harrimaniidae
Product: AP-3 complex subunit delta-1-like
Biological process (GO): neurotransmitter receptor transport, postsynaptic endosome to lysosome; synaptic vesicle membrane organization; anterograde synaptic vesicle transport
Cellular component (GO): endosome membrane; terminal bouton; membrane coat
Source: RefSeq, a predicted model, not a curated record
UUGGGAUUUGGCACUGUAUCGAUGAAAAAAAUUACCUUUCCGUAAAUUGACAUGAUUCGAUAAGAAAUUUUCAGCAGACACUGAAGAUCAUCAUAUUGCAUAAUUUCAGCCACUAGAGAGCGACAAUAAUGGCCUUGAAGAAAGUAAAAGGAAGUCUGGAGCGUGUACUUGACAAAGAUUUGCAAGAUCUUGUACGUGGCAUUAGAAAACACAAGGAUAAUGAGGCCAAGUACAUUGCACAGUGUAUAGAUGAAAUAAAACAGGAAUUGAAACAAGAUAAUGUUGCAGUGAAAGCUAAUGCAGUUGCCAAGCUGACCUAUCUUGAAAUGCUAAGCUACGACAUCAGCUGGGCUGCAUUCAAUAUCAUCGAAGUGAUGAGUUCACCAAAAUUUACCUUUAAAAGAAUAGGCUAUCUAGCUGCAGCUCAGAGCUUCCACGAGGACACCGAUGUCUUGAUGUUAACCACAAAUAUGAUACGGAAGGAUAUCAAUAGUGCUACUCAAUAUGACGCUGGUUUAGCUAUGAGUGGUUUGGCUUGUUUUAUGUCACAUGACUUAGCUAGAGACCUAGCUAACGAUGUCAUGACUUUGUUUCCAGAAGCAUUGAGGCCAGCUUUUCCACGACUUAAAGAUAAACUUGAAGAUCCCGAUCCAGGUGUGCAGUCAGCUGCCGUCAAUGUCAUAUGUGAGCUAGCAAGAAAAAAUCCCAAGAACUAUCUCUCAUUAGCACCAUUGUUUUUCAAAUUAAUGACCAGUUCUACCAAUAAUUGGGUGCUAAUCAAGAUAAUCAAACUAUUUGGAGCCCUGACACCACUCGAACCCAGAUUGGGCAAGAAACUGAUAGAACCACUGACCAAUCUAAUACACAGCACGUCAGCAAUGUCACUACUUUACGAGUGCAUUAACACGGUGAUUGCCGGAAUGCCCAACCACUCGGCUUCAAUACAGCUUUGUGUGCAGAAAUUAAGAAUUCUUAUAGAAGAUUCUGAUCAGAACUUGAAAUAUCUUGGUUUGCUGGCCAUGGGUAGAAUCUUGAAGACUCAUCCCAAGUCAGUACAGAGUCAUAAAGACCUUAUACUUCAGUGUUUGGAUGAUAAAGAUGAAUCGAUUCGAUUGAGAGCGUUGGAUCUACUCUAUGGUAUGGUGUCAAAGAAAAAUCUAAUGGAGAUUGUUAAGAAAUUGAUGAUUCAUAUGGACAAGGCUGAAGGAACGCAGUAUCGAGAUGAAUUACUGUCAAAAAUCAUCCAGAUAUGUAGCCAAUCAAACUAUCAGUAUAUAACUAACUUUGAAUGGUAUGUAAGUAUUUUAGUUGAGCUGACGAAAAUUGAAGGCACUCGACAUGGUAAAUUAAUCGCUUCACAGAUGUUGGACGUUGCAAUACGCGUCAAAGCCAUCAGGCAUUUUGCUGUAUCUCAAAUGGCCCAGCUGCUUGACAACUCACACUUACUGGUUGGCUCUGCCAUGCAUCGCAAUGGGAUAUGUGAAGUCUUGUAUGCGGCCGCCUGGAUAGUCGGCGAGUUCUCUGAACACCUAUAUGAUCCCAGGGCCAUAUUAGAUGCUAUGUUACGUAGCCGAGUCACAAGUCUACCUGGUCAUAUUCAAGGCGUCUAUGUUCAGAAUAUCAUCAAGCUGUACAGUUUUAUUUUACUGAAAUCUGAAAAGGACGAUGACAAAGAAGACAUGCAGGAGACCACGCAGCUGUUGAUCGAGAAGCUGCCCAUGUUUGCAGAGAGUGCAGACUUGGAAGUUCAAGAAAGGGCAUGUUCCAUUCUUCAGCUGUUAAAAUAUGUACUGAAACUACAAGCUAAGGAAGUAGAGGUUGGCGAAGAGGUAGCUGCUUUGUUUGACGGUGAAUUGAAUCCUGUAGCUCCAAAAGCACAGAGAAAAGUACCUGUACCAGAAGGGCUUGAUCUCGAUAAAUGGAUCAACGAACCUCCAUCUGAAGAUGAAGACGAAAAUCCAAUUGAAGCGUUGUUUGUUUCUGAUGAGCACGGGUCAAUGGGUCAAUCCUCACGGAAAUAUGAAGAGCCCACGGAGGAUGAACUGAGAAGACGCCGCGAUAUGAGACGUCAGCAACAAGAAAACAAUCCGCACUAUCUGAGACCUGAUUCACCGUCUAAGAAAAAAGACUCGGCUUACAUGAAUGACAUUCCAGUCGCAAAAAUAGAUUUAUCUGUACCGUUACAUGUACCAGGAAUGACAGUUACUGACAAGUAUAUGAAGGAGCAAACUAAGAAGGAGAAAAGAAAAAAGAAAAAGAAGAAAGGUCGUAAAGGGAGAGCCAGAGAGACGGAUUCUGAAGAAGACAUCCCAGUCAUGCACGAAGUGGACACCACAGUGGAUAUGCCUGAGGGUGCAACACUGAGUGAUGGUGAAGAAGAGCGCAUGGAUCCAAAUGAUCCUCACAGGGCUUUAGCUGAUAUUGAUAUUGACAAACCUCUAGAAUCCUCAGAAACCUUGCCAGUUCGAACACAUAGGGUAGUGAACGAUGUACCACAGUCCGUGCCGUCUACUGGUUUAAAACUAGCAGAAACACUACCUGUGGAAGAAGAAAAACCCAAGAAAAAACAUCACAGAAAGAAAGAUGAAAAGGAGAGGAAAAAAGAUAGGAAGGAAAGAAAGAAAAAGAAACGAGCUGAGUCAGUAGAAGAGAUGAAACUGACGCAGGAAACCAAAGAAGAAGCGGAGAAUAACUUGAUGGGUUAUUCUGAAUUUGAUACAUCGCAAGGUGGUGGAGAGGCUGAUGAUGAGCUAAGCCGAGAGUCCCCUGCCACGCCACCACCUACACCGAAAACACCUCCAGAAGAUGAAGAUGCGACAGACGCCAAGUUAACCGAGCUGGAUGAUAUUAACUUCUGGUUAUCUGCCACCGAUGCCCCAAAGCCAGGAGAAGCCGAAAACCUUAAGGAAGCAAACGAAGCUGCAGUCGAAGAACUAGAAGAACGUCCCAUAGAGAAACAUAAAAAGAAGAAAGAGAAGAAAGCAAAGAAAGAGAAACGAGAGAAGAAAGAAAAGAAAAAGAAGCACCGCAAGGAGGAGGAGGAGAAGGAGGAGGAAGAACCGACAACGUUUGAAGAGGUUGUUGAUAAUGAACCAGCCAUUACUGAAGCCCCACUGCCACCAAUGUCAAGUUACAAAUUAUUGGGAGAAAGUGAAUUCAUUAAAAUGACGUACGAAACAAGAGUUUCACCGACGCAACCACAGCAAGUUAUAGUAUCUGUUAUAUUCAGUAAUUUAUCAGACAAGCACUUAAAGUCCCUAGACUUCAAUGUCAUGGAUUCAUUGAAUACAAAAUUAACCAGGGAGCACGGUGCUACACCACAUGAUGGCGUGAAAGUACCAUUCCAGCUUCCCCCUAGCGCUGCUAAUGAAGGCCAGUUUGCAUUUACUCUGCAAAAUAUUACAAUGAAUCAAAAACUAAAAGGAACGUUAACUUACAUGAUUAAGGAUGAUGAAGGUACGACGUGUGAAAAGAUUGACUUUAAGCUCUUACUGCCUGUAUCAGCAUACUUUUUAGGGGCACCGUGUAAUAGUGAUCGGUUUGCCGAAUUGCUUGGUAGUGGUGACCUCUCAUUCAAAAGUUCCAUUAAUCUGACCACAAGAGAUACUGAAUUCUCACAUAUUGUAGCUAAGACAUGUUUUUAUGGGCAUUUAUCACUGGUAGAGCGUGUUAAUAAUACAGCGUCUUUCUAUGGUUGCUCUAUCCAACAACAUCAUGUAUGUCUCUUAGUUAAGCAGUUGCCUAGUGGUAGUUUAUCUGUGGAUGGCAAGAGUUCAAAUGAUACUUUGUUAUCAAGUUACUUGGAUGAAAUCAAAAACAUCCUCAACCAGCCAUAGCUGCAAUAAUAUUUACUUAAGAUCCUAGAUUUUGAAGAGAAAAAAAAUACGAGGCUGACAUGUGAUGCUGUCAUGUAUGCAUCUCCUCCCUCCCCCUCCACCUCCCCCCCCCCUACACUCCUGUCCUUGGGGAAAAAUUAUGAAACGAUUGUGAUUGACAGUCAUGCGUAUUUAUUAUGCUGCUAUGAUGUGUCGUUCCACAGCAGAUAUUUAUUAAUUUGUUGUCCCUUGCAAUCAGAAUCUAUGCAGUCUUCCCAUAAUACAACAUUCCUCAAUAAAUGCAUUCAACCUAGAACUCGUACAGAUCGAACAAGCUGUACACAUCUUUUUUAGCCUCACUCGACCCCAUUUUUGUUCGUAAAAUGGAAUGAUCUACAUGUAUUUGUCUGUUGUUCAUAACCAUGAACACGGGAGUGGUUUAUACAACUGAGCUGACUUUCACAAAUCUUAUUUCACACUCGGUAUGACAAUGCCAGUAUUCAAGAUCGCGGGAGCGAUGUAAUAGCUCCACGUUUUCUUGUUUAUAGCACACUUGGCAUUAUUUGUUGUAUUUAAAGGUCAUAGAGAACUGCCUGAUUGCCUGAAUAUUAAACAUGUCUGCCUCUCGUUUCAGUACAUUUAGUAGACUAUAGGCUUUUUAUCCCAGCUUUCAAGUCAUCACAAUACUGUUACUGUUUUAGUUGAUGCUCUUUAUUCAGCUGCUUGAGAUGGUAUUGAUCUAACAGUCUUGUAUUAUUUACUUGUAGUAGACUUACACAACUGUCUGCUUUCCUAUAAAUUUUACUGGACUAACCGUGUUACUUCAAACUUCAUCAUUCAAGCAUUUUUUUUUUAUUUUAUUUUAUUUUAUUUAUAUUUGAAUUAUUUAUAGUUUUUAUGUGCAUUUAUUUUAGUUUAAUCAGUUCAUCCCAUACACGCUUGACUUCCGUAUCUGCCCAGUCUAACUAUCAUUACACCACAAGGUACAAAAGUUUGUGAAGCUGUGCCUAAAGCCUCGGGCAAACCAAACAAAAAAAAUUGUUAUAUACGUUGCUGUGCCUGACCUGAAUUGAAUUUCGCAGUGGUGGUGUUAUUUCUUGAAUUGUCACUUAGUUUGCAUAUAGUUUCUACCUGACACUAGGGGGCGCUGUGUAGUUGAUGUCAGAUUGAAAAAGUCGAGAGUGUCAACUGGUGGCCUAUCUCAUGCAACAAUGGCUGGGUGUGUUUCUGUAAUUCUAAAUACAUUGCAAAAGAAUGAAAUAAUGCUUGUCGCUUCUUGACACGUAGCUUUUAAUAACCCAGUUGAGAGAGGCAUCUACUGAUACUUGACCUUUUGGACAUUAUUGUGAAUUGCAGUGUCAUUAUACUGUAAAACCUUUUAUUUUCAUUGGCAUUUAGUUUCACUGUUUUCAUGUUUUGAGCAAUUUUAAGUUCAUGAAUUUGACAAAGAAACAACAAGUUCUGUUGUACAUGUUCACAUGAAUUUAAUUUGGAGAGUUUUACUCGACAAAAAUAGCAAAAUUAAAAACCAGCUAAUAAUUAAUGUGUUUAACAGUACGCCCGAGAAGAACCAAUUUAAUUUCAUGCCCCUGUCUGUUAUUUACGGUAGUAUGCCAGUAUGAUCCUAGUGACCAUAAAACUGAACUUGACCUGCUGUAUUUUAUGUGUAAUGUCUUGUGUAUGUAUAUGCUGAUCCUAUUUCUAAGUAUAAAGCUGAAGUUGUGUGUAGAAAAUGAAAUAAAUUAUGUACAGAAAUGACUGCAUGUCAUCUACAAGUAAUCAUGUUUAUGUGCUGAAAUAAACAAUAGAUAAACAAUAA